Messenger RNA from Engraulis encrasicolus (European anchovy), 2178 nucleotides. RefSeq names its product transcription factor Dp-2 (gene tfdp2). Gene Ontology annotation, biological process: regulation of cell cycle; regulation of transcription by RNA polymerase II. The record is from RefSeq and is a predicted model, not a curated record. Gene Ontology annotation, molecular function: DNA-binding transcription factor activity, RNA polymerase II-specific; RNA polymerase II transcription regulatory region sequence-specific DNA binding. Gene Ontology annotation, cellular component: transcription regulator complex; nucleus. Lineage: Eukaryota; Metazoa; Chordata; Actinopteri; Clupeiformes; Engraulidae. The coding region runs from base 503 to 1786 and encodes 427 amino acids. The transcript is spliced from 14 exons.
GGGGGAUGCAGAAUGAAAUUAUAAUCAUUCCUCACCCUACUUUUCUAUUGUCCUCUCAAACUAAUUGGAGUAAUCGCAGGGCCUUUUAAUGACUUUUUGUUUGGUGGUCCCAAAUGGCAUGUGGUUUUUUUUGUGUGUGGCUUGUGUGCUGCAAAGCUGUUUACAUCUCCGCGGGGACAUCCAAUCUGCUUCCAUCUGGCGUCUCGCAUCACGAUUGGGUGUAACCAAUCAGAAGCGACAGCUGGCUGCCACCGCCAAGCUUGUGUGCGGAGUUCGGCUCACAGGAAGUGAGGAUAGGGCCAGAAGAGUUCUCUCGCCGUCACUGUCACAGAACCACACAAAGAUAGCUGGAUUUUUAGUUAUUUAUUUACUCUUUAUAUUUUAACGGACCACUUUUUGUGGUGCACCAGUCCAAGGCCAAGCCAAGCAAUCGGCAAAGUGUUGCGCUGGGAAGCUCGGCUAGCCUGCAGUCUCUAUACAGGAGUUUCCUCUGGCUGUCAAGAUGAUGGCCAACGCGGUUGGAACGGCCACUCUCUUCGGUGACCUCAAGGCCUUCGUCAGCAACCACAGUCUACCUAAAGGCAAUAUCUCCCUGGUAACGCCUCCCAGCUACAGUCCCGCCACCAAGAUUACUCUAGGAGCUGUCAACUCCAAUGUCGGGACUCCAAUGAUCAUCAGCACGCCACAGAGAGUCUCUCACCCAGGCAGCAUCAUCAUCGGCAGCCCGUUCCAAGCACACACGCCCACGGCCAUGGUGACGCAAGUACGGGCACCAGAGGCCAACGAGUGGACCCCAGGGGCCAAGAAGCGCACACAUGAUUUCGUAGAGGCCUAUCUAUCUGACCGAGAUGGCCUCUUCUCCAGCGACUCCUCCUCAAGCAAGCGUAUGAAGAAGGGCGAUAAGAAUGGCAAGGGCCUGCGCCACUUCUCCAUGAAGGUGUGUGAGAAGGUGCAGCGCAAAGGCACCACCUCCUACAACGAGGUGGCCGACGAACUGGUGGCCGAGUUCACCAACGCCAGCAACAACGUCCUACCUCCAGACUCUCAGGUGUAUGACCAGAAGAAUAUCCGGCGGCGCGUGUACGACGCGCUGAAUGUGCUGAUGGCCAUGAACAUCAUCUCCAAGGAGAAGAAGGAGAUCCGCUGGAUCGGCCUGCCCACCAACUCCGCUCAGGAAUGCCAGAACCUGGAGCUUGAGAAACAGAAACGCCUGGAGAGAAUCAGACAGAAACGAGCUCAGCUGGACGAGCUCAUACUACAGCAAAUCGCCUUCAAGAACCUGGUGCAGCGUAACCAGGCGGCAGAGGCGGAGUCCCAGAGUGCGCCCCCGCCCGGCUCCGUCAUCCAGCUGCCCUUCCUCAUCUUCAACACCGACCAGCGCACCGUCAUCGACUGCUCCAUAUCCAGCGACAAGUGCGAGUACCUCUUCAACUUCGACAACACGUUUGAGAUCCACGACGACAUCGAGGUGCUGAAGCGUAUGGGCAUGUCCCUGGGCCUGGAGAACGGCUCCUGCUCCACAGACUCACUGGGACUGGCCCGGUCGCUCCUGCCCAAGUCACUCCAGUGCUACGUCACAGCUAUGGCCAGGAACUCUAAUCGGAUGCCCCUUAGCCACACAAGUUCUCUGCCGGGCGAUCUGGACUGCACCUCUUCCCUCAGCGGUGGGCGGAGCUAUAGCCACAGUAGCACCGCCCCCUCCCACGCCUCCGAGUCCCGCAGCUCCUUCAACGAGGAAGAGGACGACGACGAAGAUGACGACGACGAGCCUUCAUCGCCCGAGUGAUAUGCCCGACGACAGACACCCUCUUCCCAAUCAACAAAAGCCCUAACAUACACCGGGGACAAUUAAAACAAAGAAGAAAAAGAACAAAAAAAACCUAAUAAAUAAAAAAAAGAGACUUCCAAUGCACCUAAUAUCCCUAUACAGAGGAAUUGGAGGAAAAAGCUACCACAGGAAAUAAGCUGCAAUUUGUUUUUGUUUUUUUUCUAUUCAUAACUUGAGGAAUAUACUAUAUCCUGCGUGUCUAUUCCUGUCCCUUCUUCUUCCUACUCUCCCUCCCACUCCUUUUGGAUAAUUGGAGUCAGUCUUGCCUCCUAGAAAAGUGUGUGUGUGCUUGUGCUUGUGCUUGUGCGUGUGUGUGUGCGCGUGCGCAUGUGAGUGUGAGUGUGAGUGUG